AAUGUCAAAAAUGAUCAAUAUAUUAUUUUUGGUUAUCUGUUUGGUGACAAUUAUUAUUGGGCACAAAGAUAAUGGUAUGCCAAAUGGGUUGAAAGAAGAAGAUUUGGAACUAGAGAGACAACUAAACAUCCUUAACAAGUCUCCUAUAAAGAGUAUUCAUACAAAGUCAGGAUACAUAGUUGAUUGUGUUGAUAUUAACAAACAACCAGCUUUUGAUCAUCCUUUACUAAAAAAUCACAAAUUGCAGAGAAAACCAAAUUUUGAAAAGAAUAUAUUUCAAAAUUCAUCAAUCAAGCCUAAAUUUAUACUUGAGAAAUUUAGGUGUCCUCAAGAAACGGUUCCUAUUCGGAGGACAACGAAAAAUGAUUUAAUUCAAGGAAAAUUAUUAUUCAAUGGUCAAAAUAUAACUCAAAAUGGUGCGAUCAAUCUUUUUGCUCGUAUCUAUCUUUCAAUAGCGGGUUCUCCUUAUUAUGGAGUUAGUGGAAGUACUAGUAUUUGGACUCCAAAAGUUUAUAAAGGUCAAUCAAGUGCAGCUUCUUUAUAUGUUCGAAGGGGAGGGGGAAAUGAUCUUAAUAAAAUCUCGCUCGGAUGGCAUGCAUUUCCAGAAUUAUAUAAUGACGACCAAACACAUUUGUUUGUAUUUUGGACGUCAGGUAAGAAUGGAUGCUUUAAUAUGCUAUGCAAGGGUUUCAUUCAGGUUGACAAAUCAUACACAUUUGGUGCGCGUAUAUCUAGAACAUCUACAUAUGGCGGACAGAUAAUAGAAGCGCCACUUCAAAUUUCACAGGAUAAGGUAGGUAAUUGGUGGUUAAGAGUGAUGAAUAAGGAUAUUGGAUACUUUCCUGCGGCUUUAUUCUCCUCAUUGAAUGGAGCUGAAGAAGUGGGAUUUGGUGGAUAUACUGUAACUCCUGUUGGUACUAAUAGUCCCACAAUGGGUUCAGGACACAAACCUGAUAGUGACUUCACUCAUGCAACUUAUUUUAGGUUUGUAAAAUUUUUGGAUAAAAUUGGAAACCAUUUUGAUCCUAAAGAAUUUAUGGUAGAAAGUUAUAAUGAUGCUCCUAAUUGCUAUGGAAUUACGAAUUAUGAAAAUAAAAAAAGAAAACAAGGAUAUUCUCUUCAAUUUGGAGGACCAGGUGGUAAAUGUAAUACUUAAAUAUAGUGAACAAGUUUCUAAGUAAUAAAGAUUUCUAAUAAUAUGUGGAUAAA
Molecule: messenger RNA, 1209 nt
Organism: Vicia villosa (hairy vetch)
Lineage: Eukaryota; Viridiplantae; Streptophyta; Magnoliopsida; Fabales; Fabaceae
Product: protein neprosin-like
Exons: 7
Coding region: 2-1156 (384 amino acids)
Source: RefSeq, a predicted model, not a curated record